AUGAUUCAAUUAGAAGAAAGAGAAAUUCCUGUAAUACCAGGUAAUAAACUAGAUGAGGAAGAAACCAAGGAAUUACGAUUGAUGGUGGCUGAGUUAUUAGGAAGAAGAAAUACUGGGUUCCCAGGUUCACAACCAGUUUCAUUUGAAAGAAGGCAUUUAGAAGAGACAUUGAUGCAAAAGGAUUAUUUUGUAUGUGAAAAAACUGAUGGAUUAAGAUGUUUAUUAUUUUUAAUCAAUGACCCUGAUAAAGGUGAAGGAGUAUUUUUGGUUACUCGAGAGAAUGAUUAUUAUUUUAUCCCCAAUAUCCAUUUCCCAUUAUCUGUUAACGAAACUCGUGAAAAACCAACAUAUCAUCAUGGAACUUUAUUAGAUGGUGAGUUGGUGUUGGAGAAUAGAAAUGUCAGUGAACCAGUUUUGCGUUAUGUUAUAUUUGAUGCCUUGGCCAUACACGGAAAAUGUAUUAUUGAUAGGCCCUUACCAAAACGAUUAGGAUAUAUUACCGAAAAUGUUAUGAAGCCAUUUGAUAAUUUCAAGAAACAUAAUCCUGAUAUAGUCAACUCCCCUGAAUUCCCCUUUAAAGUUGGAUUCAAAACAAUGCUAACUUCUUACCAUGCUGAUGAUGUUUUGAGUAAGAUGGAUAAAUUGUUUCAUGCUUCAGAUGGAUUAAUUUAUACUUGUGCCGAAACACCUUAUGUAUUUGGAACUGACCAAACAUUGCUAAAAUGGAAACCCGCUGAAGAGAACACUGUUGAUUUUCAAUUAGAGUUUGUUUUCAAUGAGGUGCAAGAUCCAGACUUGGACGAAAGAGACCCAACAUCAACUUAUCUAGACUACGAUGCUAAACCGAAUUUAAUAAAAUUGAGAGUAUGGCAAGGUAGCAAUGUACAUACUGAUUUUGCCAAGUUAGAUCUAUCAGAUGAUGAUUGGGAAAGAUUGAAGGCACUAGAGCAACCAUUACAAGGCAGGAUUGCUGAAUGUCGCCAAUCUACAACUAAGAAGGGAUAUUGGGAAAUGCUUCGAUUCAGAAACGAUAAAAGUAAUGGAAAUCAUAUCAGUGUGGUGGAAAAGAUUUUGGUAUCCAUCAAGGAUGGUGUCAAAGAGAAAGAAGUCAUUGAGUGGUGUCCCAAAAUAUCAAGGGCUUGGAAGAAGAGAGAGAACGAUAGAAGACAGAAGCAUUUCAAUGGAGUUGCUCGUCCAGCUUCUGUACUGCACGAAGAACCACUACGGAAGAAAAUCAAAACGGAAUCUAAUGGUAAUGGACAUCAAACGCCUCCAAGACAAGAACAACAACAACAACUGCAACAAAUACUUAAUGACAUACCCACUUAUGAAGAUAGUGACGACGAAUAA
Candida albicans SC5314 is the source of this 1350-nucleotide messenger RNA. It is a transcript of the gene CGT1, whose product is annotated as mRNA guanylyltransferase. The transcript has a single exon. NCBI's taxonomy places the organism in Eukaryota, Fungi, Ascomycota, Pichiomycetes, Serinales, Debaryomycetaceae. Gene Ontology annotation, cellular component: mRNA capping enzyme complex. The record is from RefSeq and is a predicted model, not a curated record. Bases 1 to 1350 code for a protein of 449 amino acids. Gene Ontology annotation, biological process: 7-methylguanosine mRNA capping. Gene Ontology annotation, molecular function: ATP binding; mRNA guanylyltransferase activity.